Messenger RNA from Pseudovirgaria hyperparasitica, 2007 nucleotides. Its product is annotated as putative extracellular phytase. Gene Ontology annotation, biological process: dephosphorylation. Lineage: Eukaryota; Fungi; Ascomycota; Dothideomycetes; Acrospermales; Acrospermaceae. The transcript is spliced from 2 exons. Bases 1 to 2007 code for a protein of 668 amino acids. Gene Ontology annotation, molecular function: alkaline phosphatase activity. The record is from RefSeq and is a predicted model, not a curated record.
AUGGUUGCUUACAAGACUGCUGCUUUUGCUGUCGCUGGAGCCCUACUUGGCUUGUCUCGUGCGCAGACUUUCCAGAGACUGGGUGGCUGCCCUACUGAUCUAGGUUGCGUCUUUCCUCCUGACGAAGCCGACUUUCUUGCGGGACAGUACUUCGACAUUCGCCUGGAGGUCCACGCACCAGUCAAUGGCUCCGAGGCCAUCUCCAGGUCCCCGGACGAGCACUUCACCUUCACUAUCAAAAAGAAGGACUCCGACGACGAACCAGUGCCCGCUGCCAAAUACUUUCAAUUGGACGAGCCGCAACUAGAGAGAUGGAACUUCACCUGGACCGAGGACCUGUUUGCUCGUGACAUGGGCAGACCAUCCCUUGUGAAUGUCACCGCAAAGGCCUACCGCAAGGUCGCCCUCUACGAAGCCGGCGAAUACGAGGCCACUCUCACCUACUACGAUGGCCAGCAGACCGUGGCGAACUGGAUUGUCCGCGAUCUCGACGAAGAGCGCAAGACGAAGAAUAUUCUGCUUUUCAUUGGGGAUGGUAUGACAACGAACAUGAUCACUGCCGCACGCCUUAUUGCUCACAAGUCUGUAAAUGGAAAGUACAAGAGUUUGAUGCAAAUGGACAAGUUCCCUGUACUCGGUCACCAGAUGACGCACUCUAUGGAUUCCUUCAUAACCGACAGUGCCAAUUCAGCCACCACCCUUUACAGCGGCCACAAGACUACUGUGAACUGUCUAGGCGUCUACGCCGACUCCAGCAAGAACCCCUUCGAUGACCCAAAGAUUGAGACUAUUGCCGAGAUCUUCCAUCGUGUCUAUGGUGGCCACAUCGGGAUUGUAUCAACAGCCUUCAUCGCCGAUGCUACUCCUGCUGGAUUGACUGCUCACACGCGCGAUCGUGAUCAGUAUGGAGCCGUCGUGGACUCUUUUCUGAACGGCAUCACCAACUACACCUGGACAAACUGGACUGGCCCUGACGUUCUUUUCGGAGGUGGCGCCGAGCAAUUCUACAACUCGAGCAAGGGCGGUAGAACUUAUAUGGACAAAGACUACUAUCUCGAAUUCCAGAAUAAGGGCUACCAGCUUGCACAAGACGCCGACUCCUUAUCAAGCUUAAGCAACGACGAACGCGCACUCGGGAUCUUCUCCGUUAGCAAUAUGGCCAAAUGGCUCGAUCGCAACGUCUACACCAACAACCUCCGUAACCAGUCCAACAGCCCCGACGGGAACAAAGCUGACGCCGUGAACCAACCUGGCCUGAAACAGAUGACGCUCAAGGCCAUCGACAUACUCAAUACUCGCGCCGGUGAUAACGGCUGGUUCAUCAUGUCCGAGGCGGCCUCUAUAGACAAGCAAAUGCAUCUCCUCGACUACGACCGUGCGCUGGGCGAGUUGCUCGAGCUUGACGACACUAUCCGCGCUAGUAUUGAGCAUCUGAAAGAGCUUGGCACGCUCAAGGAGACCCUCAUCCUCGUCACAGCUGAUCAUGGUCACGGCUUUGAUGUGGCUGGUAGCGUUGACACAAAGUAUCUCUCUGCGCAGAACAACACGCGCUCGAAGCGCCAGGCCGUCGGUACAUACCAGAACUCUGGUCUGUCGCAGUACGCCAACACCGGGAACUUGACCUACACUGACGGUGUUCACUUCCCCUCCAACUGGGAUCCACGAUACACGCUAUUUGACGGCUUCAUGGCGAACCCCGACCGUCGCGAGAACUACAAAGUACACCAAACCGGCCCUCGUACACCAUCGCGUAAUCUCACGGGUCCAAACAAUUACUUCGUUAACCCGUCGGACAAUCCUGAUGGCCUCGUCGUCAAUGGGACCCUUCCUGUGGAAAACAGCCAAGGUGUCCACUCACUUACCGAUGUCCCAGUCUUUGCCAUGGGCCCAUGCCAGGAGCUUUUUGGUGGUGUAUAUAGUAGUACGGAUGUUUUCUUUGGUAUGGCCGACUGCCUCGGUCUGAGUAGGUAUAGCUCGGACGAUAGUGGCUAUCGUCGUGAUAAAUAG